Cylicocyclus nassatus is the source of this 1067-nucleotide messenger RNA. The record is from the annotation of a GenBank genome assembly. Lineage: Eukaryota; Metazoa; Nematoda; Chromadorea; Rhabditida; Strongylidae.
AUUGCAGGGUACAAAAUGCUUAUUUAUGGGCUGUUGUUGACGUUGCUGGCCUCCACAGCAUCCGGUUACUAUAUUAACAUCGAUGCAAAUGAGGAGCAAUGUUUUUUUGAUCGAGUCAUCUCAGCAACAAAAAUUGGUUUGAUGUUUGAAGUGGCAGAAGGAGGAUUUCUCGACAUCGAUGUGAAGAUAACCGGCCCAGACAACAAAAUAAUCUACAAAGGAGAACGAGAAUCCUCUGGCAAAUAUACAUUUGCGGCACACAUGGAUGGCGUAUAUACUUACUGUUUUGGGAACAAAAUGAGUACGAUGACGCCCAAGGCUGUAAUGUUCACCAUCGAGAUCGUCGAACCUCAACAACAACAACAACAAGGCGCUGCUCAGAAUCAGGACGCAGCCGACAAUCAGAAACUUGAAGAAAUGGUCCGUGAACUGUCCACUGCACUUAUGUCAGUCAAACACGAGCAAGAGUACAUGGAAGUCCGAGAACGGGUUCAUCGAUCGAUUAACGAGAAUACUAACAGCCGUGUUGUGCUGUGGGCUGUGUUUGAAGCACUUGUUCUUGUCUCUAUGACAGUUGGACAAAUAUGGUAUUUGAAACGAUUCUUCGAAGUGCGUACUGUUGUCUAAAUGAACAAAUGCAAGUGUUAGACAAGCGCAAGGUAGGCUCCAUAGUAGGCAGUUUGACAAACUUCACCUCAGCGAUUAUUGGAACCUGCACGUGCCAAUCAUUUCUCCGAGUUUCUUCAGCUUUUGUCCACUUCUCGUCUUCCUUCGAGUAUUUAUUUUUCGGUUUACCGAAAUCGUUGCCUUAUUUGAUGUAAUAGUGUGUUUAUGCACUCAUGUGUAGAGAUAUAUUGGCUCUCGCAAAUUUUUUUUCUCAUGGUUGCCGUCUCUUAAAAUCACUAAAUUACGUUUUUGCUUCUUGGGUUCUUUUCGGUAUGUAUCAGAAUGUCUAAUUAAGAUAUGAUUUUUGUUUGAAGUACGAGUUCUGUAUAUUUAUCGUUACUGUGAUGUUACAGUGUAAUAUUGUUCCUGUUGAAGUAAAUUUUAUCUCGGUAUGGUGUCGA